AUUUGCUGUGUGAUAGGUUUGCAGUAUUUUUCUCAGACAUUUGAUAGAAGUUUUCUGAAACAGAUGGACUUAUGUGUGUGACUGAGCUUAAACGAUGAAAAGCAAGUGUUCCUCCCAGCUUUGAGAGUAAUUUCUUUGUAGAUGCGUUCGAGUACUUUAUAUGCAUCUUUUUUAAGACAGCAGUUUGUUUCUCCAAAGUUGAGGUUAUCCCUUAGGUGUGAGUCUACGUCACAGCUAGUUAGGCAGCUGGCUGUCCUCCUCCUCCUUUCCUUUCAGGGCUGCAAUCAAUAAUUUACCUGGCCUGGUCGUAUCAAUGACACCUACUCCCUUUUCUCUUCCCCGCACUUGCUUACUUGCUCUUUCCAUGAAAACUGCUGAUGACAAGGGAGUAAAAGAGCUCAUUAACGAAUGAGUGAAAACGGGAGCGAGGGGAAAGCACUAUCAUUCUAUCAGACAGGUGUUAUCAGUCUAUGGAACAGAAACAGUGGGACUGAAGUGAAGGUGACGUUCACUGCCUUAAGACGCUGAUUUAAACAGGACAAGGAAGGCCUGAGGAAACGUCUUUAGAAGUUUGAAUGGGAAAACGGACUUUGUACAAUAAUCUCUGACCAUCUCUGUUCAUUGAAUAUCCUCUUUGAAAUCGGUCACCAUGUCAGGAGUCAGCAGUGACCAGUUGCACAAAUCAACUUUAACCGUCUAUUCGAACCUGAUGGAGCACUUCAACCCAGGCCUUCAGAAGCUUGUUGCUCUAGGAAACAGCUAUGUAAAGGCAUUUCAAGCUUUAGCUGUUUGCAGUGAGUCGUACUUCAGUGCUGUGGCCAAGAUGGGUGACCAGGCACUUCACACACUCUCAUCUCGCUCUCUUGGGGAUGUCCUGAUCCAGAUAUCAGAAACACAGAGGAGACUCACUGCAGAGAUGGAGGGAGUGUUUCGCUGGUUCCAGGUAGAGGUGCUGCAAGCAAUGGAGAAGAAUAUCAAGCUGGAUGAGGAGUACAUUGACGGUAGUCGCAGAGUGUAUGAGCUGGAGGUGAGGAACCAGGCAGAGGCUUUGGAGAAGCAGCUUAGGCGAGGAACCUUCAGAGACUCUCUGGAGAACAGUGAAUACAUGUUGUACCUGAGGCAGAGCCAGCAGGAGAUCCUGAAGGAGGAGGAGAGAAGGUAUCGCUUCUUAGCAGAGAAACACUGCGGCCUCACUCAGUCACUGCUGUUUCUAAUAAACAAGACUAGUGCAUCUCUCCAACAAAAGGCUGAUGGAUGGAAAGAGAAAGUGAAUGAGACCAGAGGAUCCAGAGCUCGAACUCCAACCCAUUUAGACCAAGAGGCACAGUUGCGAGGUUCAGUGAGCUCCCUGCUGCAGACAGUAGCCAGAGAUGAGGACAUGUCCUGGGCAAGACGGGAGCAGCAGGCGCUGGGCAGAGUGCCCUCUAGAGCACCGUCUCCCCUCCCCAGCCGCUCUCGUUCCAGCUCAGUGGGGGAAUCUCUGGGUCUGGCAGGAGGGAGAGCCAUGAGAGCCUUGGUGUCUCACCCCUCCUCAUCCAACCCAAAGCUUCUGCCUUUUAACAGGGGAGAGACUGUCACCGUACUGGUCCAGGAGCCACGAAACGGCUGGCUGUAUGGACGCACUGACAGCAGCCUGCGUCAGGGCUGGUUCCCUGCUGCAUAUGUGGCCCCUAUUGAGGAUUUCUCUAGCACUUUAGCGACAAGCGGCGAUUCUCUGAGAAGCCACAGCAUGAACAAUCUGCUGGACACUGACACCUACGCUGAACAAUCAGAGAAUAAGAGUUCUGGUGACAUCCCGCCCCCUGCCACACCCAACCGGAGAGCCUCUGUAGACUUUCGGCCAAUCUCGCCGCUCCCUGAGAGGAAGGCAGAACCAGCGAUGGAGGCAAAACCCAGUCCAACAAAGAGCUACAACGAACACCAGCCACCGCCUCCUCCUCCACCGCCUCCUCCUCCACCAAGUCAGAAUCUCAGAAGGGGCUCAGUAGACUUUCGACCAGUCUCGCCCCUCCCUGACAGGAAGGGUGAAGCAGUAUCUGAUGUCCAGGCAUUAUCACCCCAUGGGCCACCUGAAAAUCCCUUGUUUCCCAGAGGCACAAACCCAUUUGCCACAGUAAAGCUUCGUCCCACAACGACCAAUGACAGAUCUGCUCCUCGGAUCCUCUGAGCUGUCAGCGCUCAUCCAGGCAGGGCUUGUAACUGAGGCUGGGAGAUCAGGUUGUGGAGGCAGAAUAUACAUUUUUGCUUUAGGGGAAUGUUGUGACAUUUGUGAAAUGUGAAGCAUCUGAGCCAGAUGGGCAGAAGAAGGUCUGAAGAGUUUCUGUACAGUGUUAGAUAAGGUGUUUCCUGCACCAAAAGCAAAAGUGAUUCUGUUGUACAUCUAAAUAGUUAAAUGUAAGAACCAUAAACUAAAGUAGUUGUUUUAACAACUCUUUCUACAGUAUGUAAGUUUUUAUGUUGAUAGGUAGUUUCUCUCUUAUAGUAAAAAUGUUAAAGGAAUAGUUAAACAUUUUGGGAAACACACUUAUUGUUUAUUAGUGACUAUAGAGUUACAACCAACAUCUGGUAAAUUUAGCAUGUUUUUGAUUUCGUUAGCCCUGGUAAGAGGCAGUCUUGCUCGAUCCCCUGUUUUUAUUCCACAUGCUAAGCUACAUAGCUGCUAGCUCCAGCAACGUAUUGAGUCUGCAUACAUGGGAGUUGUAUCGAUAUUCUCAUUUUAAGAGAGGCAACCAAAGCAAAUAAUCACAUUUCCCAAAAUGUUGAGCUUAGAUUCUUAAUCGUAUUCACUGACUAAUGAUUGACAUGUUUUGCAAUGUUUGGCACGUUGUGUUUUGUGAGUUCAAUGUUUUGUGUUCACUGACAAAAAGUAAAGAGACAGUUACUCAAGUUUUUUUUUUUUUUUAUUAUCAUUUCUUACUGAGAUCUUUUCUCUCUUCACAGCUCUCCUUAUAUAUGAUUUUGUUUUACUACAUCAUCUGAUCAGAGGCAGGGAGUGAGGAGGAGGAGUGGAUAGAGGAGAGGAGGUGAGGGAAGGUGGAUGAGGAAGAGGAGGGGAAGGAAAGUGCACUGGUAUGUGAACAUCCAGAAAUAAAACCAAUCAAGACAAAAUGCACAAUCUGAAAUACACAGAGGAAGGAAAUUAAGAUUUAAGGAGUCUUCAUAACAUCUACACCAUCUACAACACUAGUACCACCUGCAUUUGGCCACAAACUAUCCUCAUGAAAUCAUUAAGAAUGAUCCUGAAAUCCAUACAGCAUGUGCGGUUAAAUAUAUAUAAAAAAGGAAAAUUAAAAAUGAAACUGGUGCCUGUUAUGCCUGUAUGUUCCUCCUCAUGGUGACUCCCUGACAGCCUGUUUUUGGUAGUGCUUUGUAGAGGGCAGGCCUCGUCUGACUCCACACAUGGGGGUCCAGAGGGAGGUAAGAAGAGUUUGAAGGUGGCAUUUACAAAAUAUGAAUGCAGGGACGAAGAGGAGAAGGAGGAAGAAGAAG
Amphiprion ocellaris (clown anemonefish) is the source of this 3489-nucleotide messenger RNA. RefSeq names its product BAR/IMD domain containing adaptor protein 2 like 2b (gene baiap2l2b). Gene Ontology annotation, cellular component: cytosol; nucleoplasm. The record is from RefSeq and is a predicted model, not a curated record. NCBI's taxonomy places the organism in Eukaryota, Metazoa, Chordata, Actinopteri, Pomacentridae. The transcript is spliced from 14 exons. Gene Ontology annotation, biological process: plasma membrane organization; positive regulation of actin filament polymerization; actin filament bundle assembly. Bases 650 to 2167 code for a protein of 505 amino acids. Gene Ontology annotation, molecular function: protein binding.